CCCGGAUCAUGCGCCCCCUGUUCGCCCUGAUGUCGGGUCCGAGCAAGGACAUUACCUGGGACGAGGAGUCCGCCGCCGCUUUCGUUCAAACGAAGGAAGCUUUGGCGAACGCCGCAAUGCUAGUACAUCCCAGAAUGGACGCCCCUACCGCCCUCACAGUGGACGCAUCAAACAGGGCAGUCGGUGGGGUGCUGGAGCAACUCAUCGCAGGUCGCUGGCAACCCCUGGCGUUUUUCAGCAAACACCUGCGACCACCCGAGCUCAAAUAUAGUGCUUUCGACCGGGAACUGUUGGCGCUCUACCUGGCAAUCCGGCAUUUCAGGUACUUCCUAGAAGGUCGUCCCGCCAGCAACGCCACCUGUCCUACAUCUCUGAAUACACGACGGAUGUCCGGCACGUCUCGGGUAAGGACAAUGUCGUGGCGGAUGCUCUCUCUCGCCCUACCGUUCAUGCCCUUUCCCAAGGGAUCAAGAAGGAACAAUAUACGAAUUGUGGGUCUUCCUGAGUUGGUCGAAGGCAAUCGACCUUCAGAAUGUUUUCCAAAGCUGUUCGCUCGUUUGUUUUCUGACGUUUUGGAGACUCCGCCUGGAAUAGACCGGGUACACCGAGCCCCGGUGUUUAACUCCUCUUCUCAACAGAAACCUCGACCUGUGCAACGAUCAAAAGUGCAGGCAUCAAGGUCGAUGACGUCACCGAAUAGCACGCAUGCGCGCCGUACACAAAGGACCUCCGGAGGAUCGGUAAAGAAACUUUGUUUCUAA
Hypanus sabinus (Atlantic stingray) is the source of this 761-nucleotide messenger RNA. RefSeq lists its product as uncharacterized. NCBI's taxonomy places the organism in Eukaryota, Metazoa, Chordata, Chondrichthyes, Myliobatiformes, Dasyatidae. The record is from RefSeq and is a predicted model, not a curated record. The transcript is spliced from 5 exons. Bases 9 to 761 code for a protein of 250 amino acids.